Salpingoeca rosetta is the source of this 781-nucleotide messenger RNA. RefSeq lists its product as uncharacterized. The transcript has 10 exons. The record is from RefSeq and is a predicted model, not a curated record. NCBI's taxonomy places the organism in Eukaryota, Choanoflagellata, Craspedida, Salpingoecidae. Bases 20 to 781 code for a protein of 253 amino acids.
CCCUGAUGAGGUGGUGGAGAUGAUGCAUAGACGCGUUGCGUUUGUGUUUGAGGAGUUCUUCAAGUCCCUCUCCACCCAAGUGCACACAGCACUGGAGUCUGCCAGGAUCAACCUGUUCAGCGGCGACAACGCGUGGCAGAGGGCCCUUGAGCCAGCAGCUGUCACCCCUAACCACCCCUGCUGUGGUGGGAUGAACAGACGAGCCCUGCCAUGUGAUGACCAUCCAGCCACGCUGUAUGCGGCUGUGGAAACAGCAGCACCAACUCACACCACAAACAAGCGAGCGAUGAGCAACGUGAGCGGGAGCUGGCUGUUUGCUGCUGGGGAACAGGUGGCGACAGCACAAGUUGCAUUUUCGGCAGCAGCAGCAGCAGAGGCGAUGCACACUUACAGGCAGCAGGAUGAGGGAAAUGUCGAGGAUACUUGCCACGCGUGCCAGCUGCACUCGCCUCGCACAUGCGGGCUCGCAUGCCGGCUGCUGCUGCAACUCCCCCAAUUCGGCGGCCGCUGCUGUGCUCAUGCAGUGUUCCCAUGCGUGAGCAAGGAGCAGCUGUGGACACACACGUCCAUGGUCAUGGUGGGCACAUCCAACCACAGCGACGCAGUCAUUGCGCAGCUGUCACCAUCGACCGCACAGCCGCCAUCACACCCAGGUGACACCAGCCCUGAUCUGGCCGUUGAGGAGGCGCAUGAAGCGGUGGAACCAACGACGAUGACGAUGACGAGUGAUGAAGCAGCAACAGCAACAGCAACUGCUGAUGCGUGGCUGCAAUUUGGAUGA